AUGACGUUCAACGGUAAGUCGCGGCAUUGAACAGACGGCAGUGAUGUUGACUGCGCAUAAUAAUCUUCAUGCAGGCCCACAAGUUCAAGAAGAGUGUACUGCAAAGCGUUUAUUCAUGAUGCUGAAUAAAAGAGUCCAGUGGCGGUCUGUACGUUUUCCUGAAUAUUUUCUACCCCUCUGCAGUCAAGCUUCCAGACGACAGUGUUUGUCCAUCACAGCGCCAUGGCACCACGGGACAUUGGCCCUCACAUAAACCAUCGGCAACAAGAAAUUAUAAUUAACUUUAUGGAGCGAAAUCCCCGUUUAGUGAAAUCAGGAGAUCUGGACCCAAAAUUCACAGCUCAGAGAAAAAAAGAAAUGUGGGAGGAGCUCGCGAAAUUGUUAAACGAUGCCGGCCCUCCCACAAAGCCCGUGGUGCAGUGGCGUUGUUGGUGGAACCGAUUUGUGAGUCGGGCCAGGGCGGACGCAGGAAACCUAUCCGCCGAGAUGAAGUCUACCGGCGGUGGACUCCUUGGGGGAGCGAAGGGCCGAGUGCUCGCCCUACUCGGGCCUGCGAGUACAGUACCGGUGCGGCCUGCGCCUUUCUUGAGCAGUCAAUGCGAAAGCGACUCCCAGCAACAGCAGCCAAACACCUCAGCUGUGACUGAGGUGUCACAGCCAGGCGACACCUCAGCACCUCGGCAGCAACCACCAUCGGCAAGCACCGGCGUCACGGGCGGAAGGUGUACUGCCAGCCGGCCUCCAAGAGCUGCAUCAAGAGGCCGCUUGCUGCAGCAGGCUGUGGGGGACACCUCAAGAAGGGUAGCCCUCGCAGCCGCAAGAAACGAGGUGGCUGAAAAAUUAUUGGAAGAGUCCCGCAAGCAAACUGCUGAGCUGCGGGUGCUGAACAACCAAGUCGGCAGGCUGGCCGACGCCAUGGAGCGGCAGGCCGACGCCCUGGAGCGGCAACUGAGGCCAAUAUCCGAGUUGGCCACAGUCCUGGCCUCAUUUCUAACAAAUUACACACCACAAGUUUAGUGGUUAUAUUUAACGAAUGUGUAUGUAUUAAAAGUUCUUAAAAAUACCAGCAUAUGUUUCAAGGUUUACUAGUAAUGUAGUGUGGCAAUGUCACAGGUGAAACUGCCCCAAAUUAUUUUUCAGCAAUUCUUGGAGCAAGUAACAUUGCGUGUUAGAGCAGUCUGGAGCAGACAUAAUUGUAUUUUGGAUCAAUUUGGGGCACAAAAUAUUCAUUUUGAUGCAAUUUGGGGCAGGCCAAUGUCAAUUUUGGUGGAAUAAUGGAAUUUACAGGGCACUUCGAAAGCACAUAGGUACAUUAAAGACCAACACGAAAACAACAUUACAGUAUGUAAAGAGGCAGCAUUGUGCAUGUUUUUCUGCAUAAAGGCAAGAGCAUUUGUGGCACUAUCAUCUAACUGCACAUUCUCGUGCCAUAGCUGAUAACUGCAAUGUUAUUAAAUCAUGUGGCGCAAUCAACGCGGUCACACAGCUUCUAGUUCACGAUAUGUCACUGCAGACGCAGAGAGCCGUGACCAACUCCGGGCUGGUGAAACUUCUAGCUAUUCCAAUCUGUUUUUGCCGCAAUAGCAAUUAUGUGGACGCUGUAGGCGCAUUUCCGCCGUCGCUGUAGCCAUGAUGUUCCAGAUUAAUUCCAGGGGCGAUAACGACGUUGGCGUGUACUGUAUGCUGUAAAGUAUGUGCGAGUGAAAGCGUGUGAGGAUGGGUCGACGAUGCCAUUUGACGAACUCAACAUUUAAUGAAGUACAUUCUAAUUACAACCUCCCAAGUGUACGUACAUGCGCCGGCCACUAGCGUGAAGCGCUGAAAAGUCUGCUGUUGUGAGCGAAAAAAUUCAUGUGGGAGGCUCGUUGGCUAGGUGUGCAGCAUGUGAACAGCUGUUCCCCCCCUUUUUUUAUAUAGAAUUCCCUCCCUGUUCAUGGCACAGUAUGGAACAGGAAUUCACCUUUCUGUCAAGAUGGUGCAAUUGACAAGGGAGUUCCAGCUUUGCAAUAAUGUUGUGAGGUACCAUGCACUUCCAGUGCUUUUCAAGUAUGGAUAGGCACCGCACAUCUUUGUUGUGCCAUUGGAGUAUAGAAAAAAGCCGAUUUUAAGCUAAUUCUUGCACCCUCACUGCCAACACAACAUCACGUAUACUUCGUGUAGCUUACACAAAUGCAUGCCAAAGCUAUGAAUUACAUGGAUUAGUAGUUUGCGUCCGAGCCGCUAACUGAUGUCACCAUUUCUUCCUACGCUCAUGCUGAAAGGAAAUACUAAUAAAGUGUUACGCACGCACACUUCUUUGCAGUACAAACGAGCAUAACUUGUCGGUUUAAGUAAACCGCUCCUCGAUGAUGGGACACAAAUCUGUGUCCGCCUCAGACAGAGGAAAAAUCUCGUCAUGUUAACGACUUCCAGCAUAAAUAACUCUCGAUGUGUGUCACAAUGUAACACACGUAGGAAACACUAUGGAAGUAUUCAACAACAAACUGAAGGGAACAUGAUGAAUAUGGCCAAUCAUUCAAAGAGGUCAAAUUCUAUUAAAAGAAUUGUCGCACGACACCAUUUGAGCAAGCACAGUAACAGCACAGUCCACAUAGCAUGUCUUCCAGUGCAUACAGAACAACAAACUGUUGCCACAAAAGUUUGAGUGCGUUCCUUAACAGCUUAUGCUAUCGAAACCUAAGCUGCAUGCAUUUCUUGGUUUCGUUCAUGAGUGAACAUGACCUCGUAGGGGCACAUGGAAAUACCCGGUAAUAAGAAGCUUGUCUUUGUCAGCCAUGCAACAAAAAUCGGACUUUCUCAGUCACAGCAAUACAGGCGACACAUUGAGAUACACAUGAUAAUGCAACAUAGAUCGUAACGUAUCAUUUAACCAAAUAAGGUGACCAGCGAAUUUUGAAACGCACCUAAAAACAAAAAACUUCGUAUGAUGAGCCCCACACUGCUUUUAACACAAUGCUUAGUUUCCGUUGUAAAUUUAUUUUCAAAGUUGUGCAACACAAUAGAAGGGAAUGAAAUUUAAAUUUUGUCAGCCACUCAAACGAGGAACAAUUGCGCAAGUUGCACUUUUUAACAUGAACCGCAUAGUUCGAGUUCGCAAAGGUGUUGCAAAUAUGCUGCCAAUUUAAUAUUGUACAUCAUCAAGCGUACUUAAUGUGCAGCAAUGCUACGUAAGCUGUACCACGUUUGAAGGUCAUUGUUGGGUGUCAUUCACACUCAGGUACAUAUAAUCGUGUUAUGUUACACGUCGUGGCGACCUUCUUUCAUUAAGCUUUCCGAAAUUACCUGUUAGCGGAUUUGUAGUAAAAUUUGCCCCUAUGUUACGCACAGGUGCCAUUUUUCUUGUAAUACCGCAAUUUUUAUUUCUUCUUAGGGUUCAACACAUUUCAAUGCGAUUGCUGUGAUGGUGAUGUUACGCAAGCGACUUGUACAGUUUGGAUACACUUUAAAUGGAACCUCUGGUGUUUGUGUACAUUAGGAUGUUUUAAUAUCCAAAUGCCGCUGACAUUACUGUUACCAGUGGAAUGGCAUAAUUGGCUUAGAAGCUCAUCCGUAAUUUCAAAUUGCGAAUAAACCUUCGAUUGCUCAGACACAGUCAGCACUGCAGCAUCGAUAUUUUUUGAGCCCACUGUGCAAGGCAGCUGACAUGCCCAAACACAACACCGUGUGCUGCAGGUAGACAAAGAAAAGCAUCGGUUGUGACGUAUCUCACAAUGAUGAUUGCUGGCCAUCGACUCGUGCAAAAGGGUCCUAGCUUCGUCGUUUGUGGUCUAGGUGGUCGUGUAGUGUACGACAUCACAAACACGGGAAGCCAAGUGCAGAGUUAUACAUGCGUGGGCAUGGCCCGGGAGCAUGCAACCAAUAUUUGAGGUUCGUGAUAAGGAAAACUAAUUCAUGUUUAGUCACAUCGUUUGGCAUGAACAAUUAAAGUGCAAAAGGGAACGUAUACUCAACAUUUCUAUUUCAAGGCCAGAGGACAUAGAAAAAUUUCCCACGUUGCCCUUUCAGUGACCAUUUUCAAUUGGCUGUGAGAAUGACCUCCCUAUUAGAUAUAUGGUGGAGGCUACAAAAUGCUUCAACUAUUUAAAAAAAAGGUAGUACGCAGCACUUUCACAUGUUUAGAAACUUCUGCAACAUUGCAGGUUAGGAAAGUAUUACACAUUCACCUCGAAGUGACGCUUUUGUGUUAUAAGAAGCAAUCACGUGCGAUUACACCCAUAAAAAAAUACUGCUCCUCCACAUACGGUGAAGGUAUCAGUCCCACUUUCAUUGAGCAAAAAUUGUUCUUGCAGCCUCCAUGCAUUACAAUUGCUUCACGCAAACCUUUCGUGUAUGUGUUUGAAGAAAGCUGUUGCUCCUCGAAGAUUAGCAAUUGCACACUACAUGGCUCAUACGAACACUUGCAGUAGACAUCCUUGCUCUACAGUGGUGCAACAGAGUUGAUACCAAGUUGAGAAGAUUCUGCCGAGGGAAAUGCGAGACUGGACCCACUACCACGUCACAGCUAUGAUACUAACGGAAUUUCACAAGGCCGACAGUACAGCAACAAUUGAACAACAGUUCUGGAUGACGCAUUAUUGACAACAAAGUAGCGACACGAUGCACACGAUGGUGUGGUGAUGACGGCGUUACGGCCACUGAACGUCAACCAUGAAAUGUUGAAGCUGUGUAGGAAAUAUGAUGACAAUGGCCUAACACACACACAGCGAGAUGACAUGAUGCUGGAAUUCAUGAACCUGGUAUGCUGACAAAAACAGGAUGACAAUGGUGUCAUCACAAGAUCAAAGCCAAUGAUGGAGAUGGUAUUGUGCGAUUCUGACUCAGAGAUGCGGGCACAAUGAAUGCAACGGCAUGCCUGAUGUAGGGUAGCAAAGUGGACUCAGUCUGGUUAAAUUCCCUGCCUUUCCUUCUUCCCUUUGUCUCUCUCUGUCUUAUUGAAUAAUAACAGCUGAUUUCACGGUAUGACGACAACGGCAUAGGCAGCAGCACGAUAUGCAAUGGAAAGGCGGUGAGAGUGAUACUGAAAAUGACACAAAUACGAUGAAGUGACAAGAAAGAAAUCACAACAGCAUUAGGGGGAUGAAGUAAUGGUAACAUCGCAACUGCAUGCUAUAAUGCCAUUACGCUAUGAUGCUGGGAUGUUGCAAUGAUGUGCAACCAUUCUUACUGCUCUUCUUUUCUCAGUGUUCAUGCAAGAUGCACGGUGCAUUACAUUCAUGACUGUCAACAGAAAGCGAGAACACCACAGCUACACAUACCCACACUGCACGACACACAGCCACACAGGUGUCGCGUCUCGGAAGCAGUAAACUGCUAGCUUCAGCCAAAAACACAGCACACAAGCUAAACUGCGAGUACGUGUACCCACACUGCACGACACACAGCCACACAGGUGUCGCGUCUCAGAGGCAGUAAACUGCUAGCUUCAGCCAAAAACACAGCACACAAGCUAAACUGCGAGUACGUGUACCCACACUGCACGACACACAGCCACACAGGUGUCGCGUCUCAGAGGCAGUAAACUGCUAGCUUCAGCCAAAAACACAGCACACAAGCUAAACUGCGAGUACGUGUACCCACACUGCACGACACACAGCCACACAGGAGUCGCGUCUCAGAGGCAGUAAACUGCUAGCUUCAGCCAAAACACAGCACACAAGCUAAACUGCGAGUACGUGUACCCACACUGCACGACACACAGCCACACAGGUGUCGCGUCUCAGAGGCAGUAAACUGCU
Messenger RNA from Dermacentor albipictus, 5735 nucleotides. The record is from RefSeq and is a predicted model, not a curated record. NCBI's taxonomy places the organism in Eukaryota, Metazoa, Arthropoda, Arachnida, Ixodida, Ixodidae.